Messenger RNA from Paracoccidioides brasiliensis Pb18, 3612 nucleotides. RefSeq lists its product as uncharacterized. Gene Ontology annotation, cellular component: cytoplasm. Bases 1 to 3612 code for a protein of 1203 amino acids. The transcript has 2 exons. Gene Ontology annotation, biological process: chromatin remodeling. The record is from RefSeq and is a predicted model, not a curated record.
AUGGACCGCUCACGGCAGGACGCUUUUGCAAAGCUGCGCCCCCCUUGCGUGGAACUCAGCUCCGCAGGGCUUAAAUUUCGAGCUAACCUUGCGACCUCCAAGGAUGUGCUCAAGGCGUUGAAACCACUGCAUGCUGCGCUCAUCGAGGUUGCCAGUAUGCAUGGCUUAGAUGAGAAACUUGCAGAGUACACAUUUUUCCCUCUAUCGCACAUAUUCAAUGAGACCCAAAGGGUCUCGGUCCACUGCCUAGAGCUGGCCGUGCGGUGCCUACAGAUUCUGAUAGAGAAAGGAUGGCGUCAGAAUAUUUCUAUUCCGAUGGGAAAGCAGCUGCUUAUCCUCCUUACCAUUGUGGGUGGUGGUGUUCCCGGUCAAGGUCAAGGCCAGCAGAGGCCUGAUUCGGAAGAGUUAGUUACCGCCGCAUUCGAUUGUAUAGGAAGCGUGUGCCAGGUCCUAGAUGGGCCAGCAGCUGCAUCAGCCAUAUUCAAUGAAGUGGGAACAUCCACUAUCAUUGAUCAAACUGUCUAUGUUUUACUGGAAGGUAUCACGGACGGUAGUUCUGACCAGGUCCAACUGGCUGCAGCAACGGCUUUACGGACCUUAAACACGCGCAUCACCCAUCGUGUGGUGUUGGCUAGCCUUUUACCCAGGAGUGUCUCUUCAUUGACCAAAGCGCUGCGGCCAACCACUCAAAUGCGGCGAUCGUACCAAGUUUUGUGUUGCUACCUCCAAGCGCUCACAGAAAUCUUGAAGGCUGUACUUAAUGAUGCUGAUGUUGCAGCUUCAAAAGCUGAAGGAGAAGAUGCUACGAAACGAAAAGCUAAAGACGUUAUAGUCCUCGAUGAUUCGUGGCUAAAUGCGACAGCAUCCCAAGUAAAGCUUGCGCUAGGCAACGUGAUUCGGCUGAGAACCCAUGAAAGACCUGAAGUUCGCCAUUAUUUACUCGAAUUAUGCCUCAUGGUCAUUGAGCGAUGUCCGAGCUCCCUCGCAGCCUCACUGUCGAUGAUGGUAGACACCGUCGUAGUGCUCGCCGAAUAUGACAAGCAGAGUACGUCAAAUGAGGCUUAUGUAGCUUUAAAACAUCUCGUCAUCUCAUCCGGCCCGGUCUUGGAUCUUCUCAAAUCAAGCUUGCACACGUGGAUUAUUGCAUUACCGAGAAUGAUGCAAUCAAAUAACGAUACAGCCAAACAUAGGGCAAUUAGACAAAUAUCGACUGCGUUCCAUGUCCUAUCCCAAACUCAACCAAGCUCGGAUAUUUUAGACGAUACACUCGCUACAAGCUUGUGCGAUAGUGUUUCUGCGGCAAUCCAAACCAUUUCAACAGCUCCUCAACCCCUACCUAGUUCUUCUGCCACAGGGUCCGAACUCAGCAUUCCUGUGGAUGAGAGCAAUUCUCUAUCAUUUCAACCUGUGCUACUAGAACACCGCAGCCAACGAAGAACGCUGUCAGAGCUCCAAUCUAUGAUUUCGGAACUUAGCGCCGCAGAUAAAUCUCUAUCACUAGUGCGUUCGAUGUUAAAGAAAGUAUACGGAUCGUCUAGCGAUGCCGUCUUGGCUCCUUUUUGGCUUACCCUCUCAUUUAUAAAGAGUAUUCCAGCAGAUAUAGCAUCACUGGAUGACAUGCUUGAUCUGGAUUCUGACUCACCAUCUCGCGCUGCCAUUGUCGAGGAGCUAUACUCAAUUUCACUUCCGCUACUAUCAAGUUCUAAUCCUCCCGAUUGGCGUCUCCCUGCGUUAGCCCUUGAAGCUGUAGCACUUCAGGCACAGCAGCUUGGUGAAACAUUUCGGCCAGAGUUGAUUGACACCUUAUACCCUGUGUUGCAGUUGAUGGGCUCCAACAAUCCUAACUUGCGAAAUCACGCUAUUACAUGCCUCAAUGACUUGACGAAGGCGUGCAAAUAUCCCAACGCAAGUGCAAUGCUUGUCGAAAAUGUUGACUACCUAGUGAAUUCGGUGUCUCUGAAGCUAAAUACGUUUGACAUAUCGCCGCAAGCUCCCCAAGUGCUACUUAUGAUGGUUAAGCGAUGUGGAGCUAGUUUAAUUCCUUUCCUGGAUGACUUAGUUGGGUCGAUAUUUGCAGCUUUGGAUGCUUUCCAUGGCUAUCCUAAGCUAGUUGAACUUCUAUUUUCUGUGUUGGGAACUAUUGUGGACGAAGGUGCAAAGAAGCCAGCACUGCUAGCCAUCACAGGGUCAGAUGGGAAAGAAGUCGUCAAUCAUCGGAAGAGGCCUCUCGCAUCCCGCACCAUUUCGGAUGUUGCGAACCUAUUCAAAGGGCGCAGGGAGAAAUGCGCUCGAGCUUCUGAAUUUGAAAUGGAUGGUGACUCGGAGCGAAAUUUUCAUCCCAAACGUCCAUGGACUGAUCAAAAAGAUGGUCCUGAGCAUAUAGAUGAGGAUAAAAGCGAUAUAGGUUCUGAGACAGACGAACUGCCACCUCCCACUGAAGAAGAAAAGCCACUGAGCAGUUCUCACAAAUUACUCUUAGACAUCGCCAAAUCUAUGCCUCCCCAUUUGUCCUCGCCGUCGCCAUUCUUAAGGCGCUCGUUACUAUCCAUUCUAACUCGGGCGUUACCCGUUCUUUCUCAUGACGAAAACUCCUUCUUGCCUUUGAUCAACGACCUCUGGCCAUCCAUUAGCGCACGCAUCACCCUCCCACCAAAUUUCCCCUCCGACUCCACGUCGCUUACAACAACGAAUACUGUCCCCAAACGAACCCGAGACAGCCCAUCCAGCAUCGACGAAUCCGGCAUACAGGAAGAAACCUUCGUAACUGUCGCAGCCUGUUCUGCAAUAGGUACUAUUUGCGAAGGAGCCGGCGACUUCAUGUCAUCCCGUAUUGAACAUGAAUACCCGCUUUGGAAGAAACUCUACCUCCGGUCCUGGGAGCGAGUGCGGCAUGAUUCAGAGAAGGCCGCAGAGCGCCAGCAGCUGCGAAUACGGCAGCAGGAGCUCCUCAGUUCUCGCACCGGGCCGGAGCUAGAAUCAAUAACACUUGGCAAUGGUCAUAGUACUAUUGAUGACAAACUUGCCGCAUCCACCGCCACGGCCUCAACACUACAGUCCAAUCCACCGCCGCGGCCACCACCAUUACCAAACAAGAAAUUAUUUACUCCCCAUCACUCCCUAUUCCAGGCUUUAACAAACCUUUUCACAACUAUGCUCUCUCACGUCCGUCUGCCUGACGAUAUCAGUGAUGAUAUCUGCGAGUGUCUUGGUACAGCAAUCUCGUUCUACCAGCCCGAUUACUACUUCACAGGUGCAUGGCGUGAACAUAUGGGGUUAGAUGAGAAGAAAACGACGGAGAAGUGGGCACAAGAAGAGUCAAGGGGAGAAAUUGAUAGAGCCAUUCGAACAAUGGAUGCGUGGAAUGCCGAUUUAACUUGGUUUAUUUUCACGAAGAAGAGGAGGGCCAGAGGUGGUGAUGGUGGUGCGAAUGGUGGUGCUACUGACAAACUUCAAAGGGCUGAACGGAAUAUAGAGAAGAGGAUUGGCGAGAUGUUACGGAGAUGCAAUCCCAGGCCGAAGGAACAUAUCCAGACAGAGUUGCUUUGGACGGGAAUGGGAAUGGGAAUGGGAAAUGGCUCAUGGCCGUUGGCGAAGCUAGUUGAUUUGGUUUGA